AAACAUAUGGACGGCGUGGAUAUACAAUACAUACAUCGAAGUGGGUCCUACAGUAAGGGUCGCACCCACAUCAAUGCUUCCGGGGUGGCAGCCGCACUCCACAGGACCACAACUAUUACCAUCCCCUCUUCUCUUCUCUUCUCUCAUCAGGAGUCGUUUGGCACCCACAUAAUCUUCGAUUUCGUAAAAUGUCGUCGAAAAGAGCUGCCGCUGCCGCUGCUCAAAAGGGUAAAACUCUCUCCUCUCCAGCUUCUAUUGAAAUUACCAUUUCUGCCCUUGAUUCUAAAAUCACAGAGAACAAGAUCCCGACUCCAACCCAAUUCAACCAUUUGGUGAAUGAUCUAUUCAAUUCGAUUCGAGCCGGUGCUUUUGUGAGGUUAGAGGAUGCUGCGGGCCUCUUCAAUCGUAUGGUCCGCACGCAGCCGCCGCCUUCGAUCCAGACCUUUAAUCGCCUGUUAACUACUAUUGCUAAAAUGAAACACUAUUCGACCGUGAUUUCUUUGCAUCGGGAGAUGAAUUGGUUAGGGAUCCCAUCCGAUAUCUGUACAUGGAACAUUCUUCUCAAUUGUUCCUGCCGCUUGAAUGGCAUCGGUUCUGGUUUUGCUAUUCUCAGCGACAUCCUGAAACGUGGCCAUGAGCCGAAUGUCGUGACUCUGGCUACUUUUAUUAAGGGGUUUUGUAUGGAAGGGCGGAUUGGGGAAGCGAGUAGUUUCUUUCUGAAGACGGUAGAAAUGGGAUAUCCUUAUAAUGUGGUGUCGUUCGGGAUACUAAUCGACGGUCUUUGCAAGUCGGGGAACACCGGAAUGGCUCUUGGGUUGCUUCGGAAAAUGGAGAAGGGAGCGGUUAAAUGUAGUCCUAACUUUGCUGUUUAUAACACAAUCAUCGACAGUCUAUGCAAAGAUGGGCUCACAAGGGAGGCGCUUAACCUCUUCUCAGAAAUGGUUGGUAAAGGGAUUCUGCCGGAUGUUUUCACUUACAGUUCUUUAAUUCAUGGACUAUGCAAUUUAGGGCAAUGGAAAGCAGCAAUGAGUUUGUUCGAGGAAAUGUCAAAUCGAGGAAUCUCGCCUGAUGUCACAACUUUCACCAUACUGGUGAAUGCUCUUUGCAUAGAAGGAAUGGUUAAAGAAGCCCAUGGAUUACUAGAAUUGAUGACUCAGACAGGUGUGGAGCCUGAUGUAAUCAUAUAUAAUGCAUUGAUAAAUGGCUACUGUUUUAUUGGCCAAAUGGAUGCUGCCUUAAAGAUAUUUGAUUACAUGGCGUGUAAAGGUCAUAAGCCUAGUGUUGUGACUUAUAACAUGUUAAUCAACGGCUAUUGCAAGAAGCAGAUGGUAGACAAGGCUAUGCAACUUUUCCUAGAAAUGCCUUGCAAGGGAUUGAAGCCCGAUAUUGUUACUUACAACACUCUUAUAGAUGGGCUGUACCAGGUACGGAGAAUUGUGGCUGCACAAGAGCUCUUCAAUGAGAUGCAAGCUCAUGGACAAUGUCCGAAUCUCUUCACAUACACCAUUUUGAUGGAUAGGUUGUGUAAAAGUGAGUGUCCUGUCGAGGCAAUGAAACUACUUAAUGAGAUGCAAAUUAGAGGAAUUCAACCAGAUAAUAAAGUUAUUGAUGUCCUUAUCAAUGGGAUGUGCGACACUGGGGAACUUAAAUAUGCGAAGGAGCUUUUCAGUUGGGCCUCUACCACGGGCUUGGGGAAUAAUGUUAGGACAUAUAACAUGUUAAUCAAUGGGCUCUGUAAAGAAGGGCUUUUGGAGGAAGCUAAUGGAUUGUUCUUGCAAAUGGAAGAGAAGGGUUUCCAACCAGACAGUGUCACCUACAAUGCUUUAAUUAGGGGCUUUCUACAAAAGAAUGAGACCCUCAAGGCAAUGCAACUUCUCGGGGAAAUGUCUAAAAGACAUUUUUCUGUGGAUGCAUCCACCGCAACUAUGUUAGUGGGCUUGCUCACAGAGGACGAAAAAGGUCAAGAAUACUUGGGAAUGCUUCAUAAAUUUGUGCCCUAUGGAGAAGAAAGAUGAUCUUAGAACUGUGGUGUCCUAUCUACGAAGCAACCCAAAAAUUUCCUGCAUAGGUCUUUGGGGACGAUCUAUGGGUGUACUUUCACAAGGUAGUUAAUCACACAAUCUUAGAAUUGAUCAUUUCUUGAUUGCUGAAUUAUAGUAUCUUGAUCUAUUAGCUGUAAUUGUGCUAAUUUAUUUCUACUUGUAAAAAUCUGCAUUUGUAUGCCCCCCCCCCCCCCCACCCUUUUCUCUCUCUCUCUCUCAUGUACACAAACUAUCGUCUGUUCUUGAUAUUAAGAUAUAUCUAUUUCAAAUUUGGCCCUUCAUUCAGACAUUCAAAUGGGAAUAAGUCUGCUGCAUGGAUUUGUAAUUUGAUUCAGACACUUCUUACAUCUUUGGUUGCAUUUUUCUCAUCUUAAAAAUGACUACAGGGUUGAAGAAUCAUAACACAUCAUCCCAUGCUUUAUAAUUUUUCAAAACUAUGCUGUCAUGUUUUUCUUUUUAGCUGAUCUGUUAAUGUCAGCAGGCUAAUGGUGCAAAUUGAAGAAGUUUGAAUAUAAAAUAAAAUAGGCUUGUAGAUGUUUUCAAGAUAUUAGUCAUUGCAUUGAGAUUUUUUAUUUUUUAUUUUUAUUUUUUAUUUUUCUGUUUUUCUCUCGAUCAGGUUUUUGUACUCAAUUUUCACACUGGGUGAAUGACAAUAUUUUUGGAAGGGAAUGUACCAUAUAAUUCAUAUCUUUUGAUUUAUGGAUAUGCUUUCACUGGGAUUAUUGGCAGCAUUAAUGUAAUAUAAAUAAUCUUUUCAUCUAAAUUUAAUUUCAAUCUUUUCUUAUAAUUAAAUGGGAAGGAUGAUGUCAAAUGCCUAUAAUCAAAUGCCUCCAAGUCAAUGAUACCCCCAAAUUAGGUUUUACCAACAGAUUAAUGUUGAGAUCCAAUUGACUUGUAAUAUAAAUCAUCUUGUGCCGAACUUUAAACACUUAGCAUGGGUCAUAUUAUUUACUUCUGGUUUACUCUAUCUAAGACUGAUUUAAGUGGAUAUCUUCUAUGGCUUGGAGCCUAGGACUACUACUAUAAAUGUCAAAGGUUUCAGAGAAAUUUUAAUCCUUGGAUGCCUAGACAAAUGUCGCAAAAGGAUGGUAUUGAAAUCUGGUGAAAGAGAUUUGGAUAUUUGUCCAGUGAGUGGCCCUCUGUCUACCAGCUCAUCGCUGGGAGCUGAUCCAAGAUCUUUUUAAAGUCUGGCAAGCUCCUGUACGGGGCACCGUUACGGGUGGCAUGAUCAAGUGAAAAACAUGGAAGCUUGGAUGAAAGAAGAUAUAAUAGCUGAGGUAACACAAUCUGGUGGUCGAAUGCUAUUGCAUCGUGAAGAACUUAAUCCAGUGUUGAAGCAUUCCAGUGUAGAAGGGUACUGGGAGAACAUUUUAUUAGAUGAUGUGAAGACGCCUGCAGAAGUAUAUGCCUCUCUGAAAGCUGAAGGCUACAAUAUUGAAUACAAGAGGAUACUGCUAACAUGAGAAAGAGAAGCCUUAUUGACAGAUAUUGACUCAAUCCACUCCUGUCAAGAUGAGUAUGAAUCAUGUAUCAGACAGCUAGCAACUAUUAUCUGUUUUACGAUCUGCAGGUUGCUAUAUUUUUGUGUCACGCACUGGUUAUGGGGGAGCUGCUUAUGCAAUAGCGAUCACUUGUCUUACACUGGUUAUGGUGUGCCCUGCCAUGAUGGACUUGUUGAGGCCUUUGAAAUUGGAGUGUGAACUUCAGUGAGGGGUGCAGUUUGCCUGUUGUCUUUAUCCUGUAAUUUGGGCAAACAUCUUUGGUAAUUGUUACAUGAUUAUUUUGAGCGGCAGUCAUUUGGUUUUGCUUUUUUUUUUUUCGCAAAUUUGCAGGCGAUAUUUUUUUCUAAUCACAUUCAAGAGCAGCUGGAUGUGAUGCUUGUUAUGGAGCAAUAAUGCCUAAUUCUUUUUCUUAUUUUCUGGCAUAGGUCGCAAUGUAUAAGAGAUUAUAUGAAAAUGAGCUUAAAUCUCGUGCUUUGGCACUAAUCUUUGUGCGUCUUCAUUGAUCCUAAAUGACAAUCCAUUUCUGUGCAGGUUUUGUUUCAUGAUCCCAAGCAUAAGAAAAUUUAUGCAACUGAAGGUCUAAUGACUGAGAUUUGCUAGGUGCACAUGCAGGCACUCGUUCGAGAGAGGCACGCAUGUUGAACUGAGCAGCGGCUCUAGGUAUUGGCGUUGGAGAGAAGCUUCCCCACCCAAUGACAUGGCUGCUUCUGUAGUAAGAGAGAGAAAAGAAGAGAAGGAAAAAAAGAUGUGAGAAGUGUUUGAAGAUUAGCUGAUAGAUGAGUUGUUAUAUUGAAUUAUUUAUAUAAACAAAGAAGCUGAAGUUUGUAAUUCGUAACUUCAUUCUUCAGAUAAUGGUAUUUAGAAGGUUUGCAUAUA
This is a messenger RNA of Magnolia sinica, 4420 nucleotides long. RefSeq names its product pentatricopeptide repeat-containing protein At1g63330-like. Bases 189 to 2015 code for a protein of 608 amino acids. The record is from RefSeq and is a predicted model, not a curated record. NCBI's taxonomy places the organism in Eukaryota, Viridiplantae, Streptophyta, Magnoliopsida, Magnoliales, Magnoliaceae. The transcript has 7 exons. Gene Ontology annotation, molecular function: protein binding.